UGUUAUAAAGCCUGUAUGUAGAGGUUUUGUAUAAUGUGAUGCUCUCUUGAACAUCCCACGAGCCAUACACCCAUCGUUCUGCUCAAAUAAAAACUUAGCCAGCCUCAUUCUCUUUUAUCCUUAUCUCUGCAACACCUCUCCAUUCUUCAAUUAUUUUUCUUUCUUCAUCCAUCACCUUUCUGUUUUUUUCCUCCCCAGAUCAAUCGUUUCUGCUUAUAACCACCAAAACCCAUAAAACGCAAACCCUUCUCCUUCUUCUUCUUCUUCUUCUUCAUCUUCUUCUACUUCCCUAUUUAGGAUAUAUAUAUAUAUAUAUAUAUAGUAUUGGCAGUGUUGAAUAUGGCUCUUGAAACAUUACUUGUAAAGGUGAAAACAGCACUAUCACACAGCUUUGAUACGGUGAAAUCCUCAACAAUUGCACCCACGUCUAGAAAAGAAUCGAAGCAUGAGAAAUCAAACGUCGACGUUUUGGCUUUCGAGAUCGCAGGUCUCAUGUCAAAGCUUCUCCAUCUAUGGCAAUCUCUCUCCGACAAGAACAUUAUCCGCGUCCGAAACGAAUCAAUUUCUCUCGAAGGAGUCCGAAAGAUCGUAUCCAACGACGAGUCAUUUCUCCUCGGUCUCGCCUGCGCAGAGAUGACCGAGAACAUCAGACACGUGGCAAAAUCCCUUUCGCGGCUAAGCAAGCGAUGCAAAGAUUCCAGCUUGAGGUCCUUUGAGGAGGAUUUUAAUCGGUUCGCCAACUCGGGUCAUGACCCGCACUGUUGGGUUCUGAGCCCGAAAGAGAUGGAAGCCAAGAGCAGGAGGAUGGACAGGUACGUGACUGUUACAGCCACGUUGUAUAAAGAAAUGGAGGAGCUUUCGACAUUGCAGAGUUCGUUGAGAAAAACUGUAGAUCAGUCUGAUAAUAUUCAGAGCUUGUCGAUUAAAGAGCAAAAGAUUAUCGAUCUGCAACAAAAGAUUUUCUGGCAAAGACAAGAGGUGAAGUAUCUAAAGGAGAGAUCUUUAUGGAACAGAAGCUUUGACACAGUUGUUUCAAUUCUUGUGAGAUCAAGUUUCACAGUCUUGGCAAGAAUUAAGCUUGUUUUUGGGCUUGGCCAUGGCUACCCAGCUUCUCUACCUCGCUCUCUCUCAGCUUCAGCAACAGUCCACCCAACUGAAAACCCUAACUUCGUGUCAAAGCUAGACGAAAAGAAAGAUUUACUCAACGAGUUUUUCGAGUCGAAUUCGAAGAUACUUAAGCCGCCGGCAAGCACGCUUGGAGCCGCGGCUUUAGCUCUGCACUACGCAAACUUGAUUAUCGUCAUGGAGAAGAUGAUAAAGCAGCCGCAACUGGUUGGUGUUGAUGCAAGAGACGACCUUUACGCCAUGCUUCCGAGCAGUAUAAGAUCGUCGUUGAGAGCGAGAUUGAAAGGAGUUGGGUUCUCUGCAAGUGAUCCUGCACUCGCCGGAGAAUGGAGGACGGCUUUAGUCAGGAUCUUGGGAUGGUUAUCUCCUCUGGCACAUAACAUGAUCAAGUGGCAAAGUGAAAGAAGCUUUGAGCAACAAAACCUGGUCCCAAAAACAAAUGUUCUUCUUUUACAGACAUUGUUCUUUGCAAAUAAAGAAAAGACUGAAGCCGCCAUUACAGAGCUUCUAGUGGGUUUGAACUAUAUUUGGAGAUUUGAAAGGGAGAUGACAGCAAAGGCGUUGUUCGAAUGCAGCAACUUUAAUAAUGGGUUGUCGAAUUUGCAGAGUUCGGCGACCUAAGGAAGCCAGCUUUUAUUAAUUUACUUCAUCUUUUCUUUCUCUUGAUCUUUCUGGUUUUGUUUUGAUUUUGUUAAUUUCUGCAAUUUUAUCAUGGUUGAAUAUUCUAGUUUCAACUAAGAGUUUCAGAUCUUUGAGGGUUUGUUUUGCAAUCCUAACCCUGAUCUGUACAUGGUAAUUUAGAGAUAAUAUGUAUGUAAAUGAUC
Carica papaya (papaya) is the source of this 1949-nucleotide messenger RNA. Its product is annotated as protein PSK SIMULATOR 3. NCBI's taxonomy places the organism in Eukaryota, Viridiplantae, Streptophyta, Magnoliopsida, Brassicales, Caricaceae. Gene Ontology annotation, biological process: positive regulation of growth. The record is from RefSeq and is a predicted model, not a curated record.